Molecule: messenger RNA, 456 nt
Organism: Macrosiphum euphorbiae (potato aphid)
Lineage: Eukaryota; Metazoa; Arthropoda; Insecta; Hemiptera; Aphididae
Source: the annotation of a GenBank genome assembly
AUGUCUAUCAAAAAACUCUAUGGGGUUCCCGCAAUUGAUUUUGUAAAAAAGUUUGUUGAUAAAUAUAAAAGUGAAAUCGAUUCAGAUUUAAAAUUUAUAAUCGGUUGGUAUACCGUAAAUAAAAGUCGUAACUUGCAUGUAUUAAUUUUAUAUGAAACAAUGUCUGAAGAAUCUGCUGCAUCAAUCCUCUUACUUUCAAAAUGCGAUUUCGACCCACUGAGACGACAGAAAAAUCCAAAUAUUCUGGAUUUUGUGUAUACAAUUCAAUCAAGACGAAGGAAGGGAUAUGCUGCUCAACUUGUUACAAAAGCUCAACAGGAUUUUCAAUUCACGGUAUUCUGCAAAAAUGACGAGACAGCCAACUUGUUUGCAAAAUUGAAAUGUAUAAAAAAUGAUUCUUUGACCAAAUCGACUAAUUUAGAUGUAUUCCGUUGGGACAUGGCACGUAAAAAUUAA